Messenger RNA from Impatiens glandulifera, 1342 nucleotides. RefSeq lists its product as uncharacterized. NCBI's taxonomy places the organism in Eukaryota, Viridiplantae, Streptophyta, Magnoliopsida, Ericales, Balsaminaceae. The record is from RefSeq and is a predicted model, not a curated record. Bases 460 to 1200 code for a protein of 246 amino acids. The transcript has 5 exons.
CGACGAGAGAAAGAAAGGGAUCGAUCGAUCAUAUUCAUCAAUCUUCUUUCUCAGCUCUCUUUUGGCUCACUAUACUUUAAGAAAACGAAGUCAAAGAUUAAUUAUUAAAUAAAGGGUGAAGAAAAGAAGAACCCUUUUCUUUCUCUCUCUCUAAUUCAUUGAUUUGCCUUGAGACUCUACGAUCAGCCACAGGUUAUAAAUAUCACGAGUGAUGAUGGGUAAAAGAAACUGAAAGCAAAUGGAGGAGAAAUCUGUGAUAACUUAUGAUAGAGACUUCGGGCGGCAAUAAGCAGAAGACUAUCCCGCUCAUUUUAAACCGCUGUUCUGGUACUGGUAUCAAUGUAGACGUUUCUCUUUACCCUUUACCCGCUUUCUCUCUACGUAUCUCGGCAAUCUUGAAUUCUUCCGCUUUGGAAGCUCGCUUUUCGAUCUGGGUAUUCUAUUAGGGGAUUCGGGUAUAUGAUGCUUUGUUCUGAUUUAAGAAAUCGGAUACACUCAUGGCUUCGCGAUUAUGAUAGGAUUCAAUCCCUUGCCGUGAUUCUCAUUUACAUUCAAAUUGGUUGUGCAUUGGUUGGAUCUCUGGGAGCAUUGUACAACGGAGUUUUGUUGAUAAAUUUGUCAAUUGGACUGUUUGCACUGGUUGCAAUUGAAAGUAGCAGUCAAAGCCUUUCAAGGGCCUAUGCUGUCCUUCUAUUCUUUUCCAUCAUAAUUGAUAUCUUCUGGUUCACGCUCUUUACUCAUGAGAUUUGGAAUAUCUCUUCGGAGACGUAUGGGCCAUUUGCGAUAUUAUCAGUGAAGCUGACCUUAUCAAUGCAGAUUGUUGGAUUCUGUGUGAGAUUGAGUUCGUCGUUUCUAUGGGUUCAAAUGUACAGAUUGGGUGUUUCUUAUGUAGAUCGAGAUGCAUAUUUUGAUGCCCGAAAUAGUUUUCUUAGUCCUACAACUCAUGCUAUAGCUAGACAUACCUCUGGUUCAGAUGAUGCUCUUGGAGGCUCUAUCUAUGAUCCAGGAUAUUACUCUUCCCUCUUUGAAGAUGGUGUUCAAAAUGUUCAUUCUUGCGGGGGUUGCAUUAAUGGGGUCAAUGAGGGACUGUCUUCUGUCUCUAGUGGUGAAGGUUCUUCUUCUCAAAGGAAGCCGCCACGCUUGGGCAAAUCUCCUCUUGGUAAUGAUGAGAAUCCAUUUGAUAAGUUUCAGAGUGUUUGAGAUGAAGAUAAAAUUUGCCUUCUUUUUAAACCAUUUAUAGUUGUAUUUAUUGAAGAUUAUUAUUCAUUAUUAUUAUUAUUAUUAUUGCUAAACAUAGCCAAUUUUUAUCAGGAAUUCCAAUGAAAAGGCAGAGCUUUGUACA